CAGCGUGCGAUCCCUCGGGAGCCAGAGCCGAGCCUCCUCCAGCCCCGCCACACGCAGCCCUCCAGCCGACGCCAUGGUGCAGUGGACAGCCGAAGAGAAGCAGCUCAUCACCGGCCUCUGGGGCAAGGUCAACGUCGCCGACUGCGGCGCCGAGGCCCUGGCCAGGCUGCUGAUCGUCUACCCCUGGACCCAGAGGUUCUUCGCUUCCUUCGGGAACCUGUCCGGUGCCACCGCCAUCCUCGGCAACCCCAUGGUCCGCGCCCACGGCAAGAAGGUGCUCACCUCCUUCGGGGACGCCGUCAAGAACCUGGACAGCAUCAAGAACACCUUCGCCCAGCUGUCCGAGCUGCACUGCGACAAGCUGCACGUGGACCCCGAGAACUUCAGGCUCCUGGGUGACAUCCUGAUCAUCGUCCUGGCCGCCCACUUCGGCAAGGAUUUCACCCCCGACUGCCAGGCUGCCUGGCAGAAGCUGGUGCGUGUGGUGGCCCACGCCCUGGCCCGCAAGUACCACUGAGCAGCGCAGGAAGGCCCCGGCAGCCCCGCGCCCCGCGCCCGCUGCCCCCGGAGCCACUUCCAACAGCAAAUAAAGCUCAUCCUGUGAAGCCU
This is a messenger RNA of Lepidothrix coronata (blue-crowned manakin), 609 nucleotides long. Its product is annotated as hemoglobin subunit beta. Gene Ontology annotation, cellular component: hemoglobin complex; haptoglobin-hemoglobin complex; blood microparticle. The transcript has 3 exons. The record is from RefSeq and is a predicted model, not a curated record. Gene Ontology annotation, biological process: oxygen transport; hydrogen peroxide catabolic process. The coding region runs from base 74 to 517 and encodes 147 amino acids. Gene Ontology annotation, molecular function: oxygen binding; heme binding; haptoglobin binding. Lineage: Eukaryota; Metazoa; Chordata; Aves; Passeriformes; Pipridae.